UCCCGUCUGCUGCAGUGCAACCUGACUGGAAACUGGACAAACGACCUGGGCUCCAACAUGACCAUCUCAGAUGUGAAUGAAAAAGGCAACUUCAUUGGCUUGUACAACACAUCUGUGGCAGACCACCCGAAUAAGAUCCAGCAGUCACCACUGGUGGGCUUCCAGCACCUCAAAAACCCAAUAGACCAGCCCGUCUUUGGCUUCACUGUCAACUGGACUUUUUCAGACUCCAUCACCAUUUUCACGGGACAAUGCUUUGUGGACAAGGAUGGAAAUGAGACUUUGAAGACCAUGUGGCUUCUGCGGUCACAUGCUGACAACACUAAAAAUAACUGGAACGCCACCAG
This is a messenger RNA of Neopelma chrysocephalum (saffron-crested tyrant-manakin), 347 nucleotides long. RefSeq names its product avidin-like. The record is from RefSeq and is a predicted model, not a curated record. NCBI's taxonomy places the organism in Eukaryota, Metazoa, Chordata, Aves, Passeriformes, Pipridae. The transcript is spliced from 2 exons. Gene Ontology annotation, molecular function: biotin binding. The annotation marks the transcript as partial.